UGCCAGCAGUGAAGCAUGACUGCACAUGGCGUCAGUGUGUCAAGUGUAUUCUUCACUGGGGGCACAUGAGACAGGAAUAUGCACAUGAGCCGUGGUCAGGGGCGGACUGACAACUCAUGGGGCCCCGAGCAAUAGGGGAUCAUGGGGCCCCUGUGUCCUUGCCCAAACUCAAAAAAGCCUAUGAAAAAGGUACCAGGGGCAUCUCAUGGGGCCCCCUACUGACCCUGGGCCCUUAGGCAGUGCCCGAGUUUCCAAAUGGUCAGUCCGCCCCUG
Staurois parvus is the source of this 273-nucleotide messenger RNA. The record is from the annotation of a GenBank genome assembly. NCBI's taxonomy places the organism in Eukaryota, Metazoa, Chordata, Amphibia, Anura, Ranidae.